AAGGCAAAUUGACACUGACAUUGUUAUACGCAUGUCUACGUAGUUCACGCUAUUUACAGGGAGGGGGCACUAGCGUAGACAAACUGUUAGCUUUGACUACCAAGCUUUGCUAAAUCACCGCUCUCUCUCCAAGGAAACAAAACAAUAUAGAAUCGGGUUGACGGCGUGCAACAAGCACAGAUCCUCUCUCGACACGACAACGCGCUUUCCCGUGGAAUGAGCAUUCCAUGCAGCAUCCUAGGUAUGAAUGACGUGGCCUGGCAGGAGACGAGAGGUGGGAUGCUGCAUGCAAAUGGUGCUCCUGAGUCUGGGGGUGUCCGAGUUCAUGGCGGAGGGCCCCUAGCCACAGUUGGCGGAGCUGGUCAGGCUCCUGGAGGGCCACACAUACAGGGCAUGGACAGGGUUCCUAACCCUACCCCAGGUACCCCACAGCCCCCGCUGAGCGGGAGGUCUCAGGAUGAUGCCACAGUAGGGUACUUCUUUCAGAGGCAGCCUGGGGAGCAGCUUGUAAGUUGCACACCUAGCAAGCAUCGCUGGCCUACUGGGGAUGCCAAUCAUAUCGAUCAGACUGCUGCACUCGGGGCUUUCAGUGAUCAAAGCAGCGUAGUCCGUGCAGUGGAUGACAUGAACUAUGAUUUUCAAGCUCUUGCUUUGGAGUCGAGGGGGAUGGGAGAGCUUUUGCCAGCAAAAAAGCUCUGGGAUUCUGAUGAGCUGGCCAAAGAUGGCAGGAAAGGAAUGCUUCUUGGAGAAGAGUGGAGAGACAAUGCAUGGGGAUCAUCUCAUCAUUCAGUGUCUCAGCCAAUCAUGGUGCAGCGACGGCCAGGCCAGGGUUUCCAUGGCAAUGGUGAUGCCAAUUCUGUGCUUUCACCUCGCUCAGAAGGCGGAGGUCUCGGCGUGAGCAUGGUGGAGUACGUCCUGAGUUCGUCCCCUGGUGACAAGAUGGAUGGCCGCUACAGGAAUGGAGGCUAUGGUGCAGGAGAUGCUGACCAAGAUGGGAGAGAGAAAAGUGAUGCGCAAGAGAAGGUGUCGCCUUUUGAAGACGACAAAAGCCCUGAGAUGAAGGUGGGAGAGGAGAGUGAUCCUACUAAAGCCAAUGGAAGAGGUCUGCUGAACGGCAUGGACAGAGACUGUAAAGACUUCAACCCAACUCCUGGAAGCCGUCAAGCUUCUCCCACUGAGGCUGUGGAGAGGAUGGGUCCCAGUCAGACAGGUUUGGAGAUGAUGGGGCAGCACCACCACCCUCAUGCUCUCCAACAGCAGAACCCCUCCCAAAACAAGGUCCAAGCUGAGGAUUUCCAGAACCAGGAGGCCCAGAACAUGGGCGGUAUGGAGCAGCAAGCUGGUGUGGAGUCCUUACAAUUUGACUAUGCUGGUAAUCAGAUUCAGGUGGACUCUUCAGGGACUCCAGUUGGAUUGUUUGACUACAACUCUCAGCAGCAGUUGUUCCAGAGGUCUAAUCCAUUGACUGUUCAACAGCUCACUGCAGCUCAGCAGCAACAAUAUGCACUGGCUGCAGCCCAGCAGCAGCAUCUUGCUGGCCUUGCUCCUGCGUUUGUGCCAAACCCUUACAUCAUUAAUGCUGCCCCACCUGGAGCUGAUCCCUACACUGCUGCUGGGUUGGCAGCAGCAGCAACGCUUGCAGGCCCCACAGUUGUUCCACCACAGUACUACGGCGUCCCUUGGGGUGUGUACCCAGCUAAUCUUUUCCAGCAGCAGCCUGCAUCUACUGCCAAUCACUCAGCCAAUCAGCAAGCAUCCAGUCAAGGGCCAGGGCCAGGGCAACCACAGGUGAUGCGCACUGGAACCAACCAGCGACCUCUUACACCUGGGCAAGGCCAGCAAAGCCAGCAGGAAUCCCUAGCUGCAGCAGCUGCUGCAAACCCUGCGUUGGCAUACACAGGAAUGCCUGGUUAUCAGGUUUUGGCCCCUGCAGCUUACUAUGACCAGACUGGAGCUUUGGUAAUGGGCCCUGGUGCCCGCACCGGUCUGGGUGGGCCCGUUCGUCUAGUCCAAACCCCACUUCUUAUCAACCAUGCAGCGGCACAAGCUGCAGCAGCAGUGUCUGCAUCUGGCUCCGGUAACAACAUGUCUGGUCCUCCAGCCAACGGACUGUACCGCUCCAUGCCUCAGCCUCAACCUCAGCCACAGCAGCAGCAGGCUCCUCCACCCAGCAGCGGCCUGCCCUCCAGCUCAUUCUACGGAUCUGGAUCAGUCCCCAACACCUCUCAGAGCAGCUCUCUUUUCUCUCACACCUCUGCUGCCCCACCACCCCCAAGCUCCUCCCUGGGCUUCAGCAGCACCGGCGGAUCUCUUGGCGUUGGCCUGGGCUCUGCUCUUGGGGGUUUCGGCUCUUCUGUAUCCAGCUCGACCAGUAGCAGUGUAUCCCGCAGGGAUUCCCUGUUGGCAAGUUCUGACCUAUACAAACGAGGUGGCAGCAGUUUAACUCCCAUUGGGCAGCCGUUUUAUAACAGCCUGGGUUACUCCUCUUCACCCAGCCCCAUUGGCCUUACACCAGGUCAUUCCCCACUCACUCCUCCGCCAUCUUUGCCCUCUUCCCAUGGAUCCUCUUCAAGCCUUCACCUAGGUGGCCUGACAAAUGGCAGUGGCCGUUACAUUUCUGCAGCUCCCGGAGCCGAGGCCAAAUACCGGAGCACAGGCAGCACGUCCAGUCUGUUCAAUUCCAGCAGCCAGUUGUUCCCUCCCUCACGGCCCCGCUACAGCCGCUCUGAUGUCAUGCCAUCUGGACGCAGCCGCCUAUUGGAAGACUUCAGGAACAACCGUUUUCCAAACCUCCAGCUCCGUGACUUGCCUGGACACAUGGUGGAGUUCUCUCAAGACCAGCACGGAUCCAGAUUUAUCCAGCAGAAGCUAGAGAGGGCCACUCCUGCUGAGAGACAGAUGGUGUUUGGAGAGAUUUUGCAAGCAGCAUACCAACUGAUGACUGAUGUAUUUGGGAAUUAUGUCAUCCAAAAGUUCUUUGAGUUUGGAAGUGCAGAACAGAAACUUGCUUUAGCCACCCGUAUCCGCGGACACGUCCUUCCCCUGGCGUUGCAGAUGUAUGGUUGCAGGGUCAUUCAGAAAGCCCUGGAGUCAAUUUCCUCAGACCAGCAGGUAAUUAGCGACAUUGUCCGUGAGCUUGACGGCCAUGUGCUGAAGUGUGUGAAAGACCAGAAUGGGAACCAUGUGGUACAGAAGUGCAUUGAAUGUGUCCAGCCUCAGGCUCUUCAGUUCAUUAUUGAUGCCUUCCAAGGACAGGUUUUUGUACUUUCCACACACCCCUAUGGCUGCAGAGUUAUCCAAAGGAUCUUGGAGCACUGCACCCAGGAGCAAACUCUGCCCAUCCUGGAAGAGCUUCAUCAGCACUCUGAACAGCUGGGCCAGAAAUAUCAAGGCGUUUCAUUGGAGAUGACACCCAAAACAUAUUAUACAGUGUCCCGUGAUGCACUGUUCAAGGAUCAGUACGGUAACUACGUCAUUCAGCAUGUUUUGGAGCAUGGCAGACCAGAAGAUAAGAGCAAGAUAGUGGCAGAGGUGCGCGGGAAGGUUCUUGUCCUGAGCCAGCAUAAAUUUGCAAGUAAUGUGGUGGAAAAGUGUGUGAUCCACUCCUCGCGUGCAGAGAGAGCUCUGCUGAUAGAUGAAGUGUGCUGCCAGAAAGACGGGCCCCACAGCGCCUUGUACACCAUGAUGAAAGACCAGUACGCCAACUACGUUGUCCAAAGAAUGAUCGACAUGGCAGAACCUGCUCAGCGUAAAAUCAUCAUGCACAAGAUCCGGCCUCACAUUGCCACUUUGCGUAAGUACACCUACGGGAAGCACAUUCUAGCUAAGCUAGAGAAGUACUACAUGAAGAGUGGAUCUGAACUGGGUCCAAUCGGCGGUCCCGCGAAUGGUCUGCUGUAGUCACGUACACAUCCCAGGUCCCCUGAACAAGUGGAGGAGUAGGAGCCCCAAACCCCCUGUUCUGUCUGAGAUGUGCUCCUUAGCCAUAGGGGUUAGCCUUUGACACCCUCUGUUAUCCCAUCAAGUGGGGGGGCAAGUUACCAAAAAAACAAGACAAGUCAACUUCACCUAAGAACGCUGUGACAACUGACCCCUGCCACUCUGCCACCCCUGGUGCAGGUCCCCAGCAUGGCCCCCAGGGGGUGCACAGUCAGCAGGCUGUUUAUUCUUUUUGUUUUUCUUUUGUUUUCCUCCUUUUUGUUUUUUUUCUUUUCUUUUUUUUCCCUGGGUAAAGCACAAGCCCAUUGUUAAUGAUGUAAUUGAUGUAUUUGACUGGUUUUCAUAUUAUCUUGUACAUUUAGUUUUUUACCUUGUAAAUUCUCUGUAGAAAAAGAAAUUAUUACACAUUUGCUGAAAUUUACAGUUCUUACAAUUAACACCAGCAAGUGACUUUAUAAAGGCUAAACUGAGUGAUCCUUUUAAAACACGAUUCCAUUUGUUUUUGUAAACAGACAGCUGUUCUUAUUAAGCUUAGGCAAUUUAUUAUAAUAUUUGUAUAUUAUCCCACACACAGUUUAAAGAAAAAAGAAAAAGGAAAAAAAAAGUGUUUUCCCAUGCCAAAGCAGCUGAUGGAUUAGUUUUCAAAUAGCAUCACAUAGUAUGGAUGGACAGAAAUCCUUCCAUCCACAAGCGAGUACUAUGCGUCACGUGCCACAGUCACCCAGAGGUCUUUGAGGCCGCUUUGCCAGCUCGGGGUUUGGAGAUUGGUGCUUUACUCUAGGGUAGCGUUUGCCAGUGGUGGUUUUUUUUUUUUUUUCUUGCCUCGUUUUUUUCUUUUGUUUGU
This is a messenger RNA of Pundamilia nyererei, 4783 nucleotides long. RefSeq names its product pumilio RNA-binding family member 2 (gene pum2). Gene Ontology annotation, cellular component: cytosol; cytoplasm. Gene Ontology annotation, molecular function: mRNA 3'-UTR binding. Lineage: Eukaryota; Metazoa; Chordata; Actinopteri; Cichliformes; Cichlidae. The transcript has 24 exons. The coding region runs from base 217 to 3900 and encodes 1227 amino acids. Gene Ontology annotation, biological process: regulation of mRNA stability; miRNA processing. The record is from RefSeq and is a predicted model, not a curated record.